Acanthosepion pharaonis is the source of this 2157-nucleotide messenger RNA. Lineage: Eukaryota; Metazoa; Mollusca; Cephalopoda; Sepiida; Sepiidae. The record is from the annotation of a GenBank genome assembly.
AUGAGAAAGAGAAAGCACGUUGGUUUCCGAUCACGGAAAGGCCCCAAAAGGCUCAAGUUACAUUCUGGACAUACCAAAAAGGAUUUUUCUUCCAAUUCACAAAAUAAAUAUGCAACAAGUAGCAGAAAAAUUGAAGAAAAGGAUGUAGAUUUUUCUUCUUCUUCUUCAUCAAAUGAAGAAGAAAACCCACUCAAACAACUGGUUUUUGAUCUCUGCAAGGAUUCUAACCAAACCCAAGAAGAUGAGUUAUCAGAUGAAUUUGUGGAAGACAGUAAUGAAGAAAUUGAAGAGGAGCCAGAAGAGGCUGUAGGUGAAAUGGGAGAGGAGGAGGAAGAGACAGAAAGUGAAGAGAAUGAUAAUGGAGAGGGUACAGAAAGUGAAGAGGAAAAAGAGGAUGAUAAUGGAGAGGAGGAAGAUGAACAUGUAGAAGACUUUGAUGAGGAAGAGGUGGAGGAAACAUUUGCCAGUUCCUCUGAAGAAGAUUCAGGUGCUGAAACUGAGGAGGACAAUGAAAUUGCUGCUUCUUCUGGAAAAGAUCAGUUUGUUGUCCAUUUUGAAUCUUUGAUACCGGAUAAGUAUGUGGAAAAAUUAGAUAGUGGCAAAGGAUGGCAAAAAAAACAGCUUAAGCUUACUUUUGGAAAAAGUAUUUGUAUCUGGAAUGAGGAUAAGUUUAAAGCAGAACUUUUGAAAAAUCCUGAAAACAAUCUUCAAGAGUUACAUGUGAAACAAAAGCUUAUUAAUAAUUUGGAAAAGGCUAAUACUGUGGGAGAUGAAACCACAGAUUCCUUUUCUCCUUUCCAGAAUCAGUUGUUUCAAGUGAUCAAUUCUUAUCAGGAUUUUUAUUAUCCACAAAAAAAUCUUGAACAGUCAGCAGAGGUAGAAAUGGUCUAUUCUUUGCAUGUGAUAAAUCAUGUUCUUAAAAGCAGAACUCGGGUCCUUAACAACGAUAUCAAAUUAAAAAACAGUGAUGAUAAAGACAGUACAGAAGAAUUUCUUGACCAAGGUUUAACAAGACCCAAAGUGGUGAUUGUGGUGCCCUUCAGAGAAACAGCUCGACGUAUAGUAUCUAAUUUCAUAAAACUCUUGGGCAAUACAGAAACACAGACUGACAGUAAGAAAAGAUUUUUUAGUGAAUACAGCCUACAAAAAGAGGAAGUGAUUAAUGCAAAAAAACCAGAAGAUUACAAAACUAUCUUUGCUGGAAACACAGAUGAUCAUUUCCGUAUUGGCAUAAGUUUAUCUCGAAAAAGGUUUAAGCUUUAUACCAAGUUCUAUUCCUCUGAUAUCAUCAUUGCAUCUCCUCUUGGAUUAAGAACCAUUAUUGGUCCUGAACAAGAUAGCAAGAAAGAUUAUGAUUUUCUAUCGUCCAUAGAAAUAUUGAUACUUGACCAAACUGACAUUUUCCUCAUGCAAAACUGGGAUCAUUUAAUGCAUGUAAUGGAUCAUCUACAUCUACAACCAAAGGAAUCUCAUGAUUGUGAUUUUUCAAGAGUUCGACUUUGGUCUCUAAAUGGAUGGUCAAAGUAUUAUCGACAGACAAUAAUCCUGAGCAGUUUACCCAGCCCUCCUAUUAGUUCAAUCUGCCAAGUUGCACUGCAAUUACCAUUAGUUUUUCACAAAGUAGAAUCUAUGAGUUAUGCCAAAUUGGCUGAUGUCCGAUUUAAUAUGUUCAUCAAAAAGAUCCUCCCUAAAUUUAAAGGCAAUGCUGCAAUGCGUAGCACUAUGGUUUUCAUUCCAUCAUAUUUUGACUUUGUUCGAAUUAGAAAUUAUUUCAAUAAAAAAGAAAUCAAAUUCUUGCAGAUCAAUGAAUAUUCAGAUGAGGAUGAAGUUGCUAAAACAAGGAGCCAAUUUUUCUUGGGCCAAACUCAAUUCCUUCUCUACACAGAACGACGUCAUUUCUACUUCAGACCCAAGAUUCGUGGAGUCCGUCAUGUCAUAUUCUAUGAACUUCCCUUGUAUUCACACUUCUUCAGUGAAGUCUGCAACAUGAUGUAUGAUUCCAAAAGUAAAAAGAGUUCCAAAAAUGAUGUCACAGGUACUGUUUUGUACAGCAAAUAUGAUGCCCAGCGCCUUGGUGGUGUUGUGGGCACAGACCGAGCAGCAAUCAUGAUCAACUCCCCCAAGGCUGUUCAUAUGUUCGUCACAGAUUCAGGAUGA